AGAAGACUGAGAAACCGGAAACAGUUGUGCGUUAGUUCCGGUGGCAAAGAGUAAAGAUGUCGCCGCACUCAUUAAAAUUUGUCGACACUAAAAACAAGUUUUCGGCUUCUAUCACAUCUGCCCUGGCCGAUAAAAACAGCAAAUCUUUGAUAAAUACUUUCAGCCAGAUCAUCGGCAAUGAGGCGGAAAAGAAGACCACACUUGACCAGGCCCUCAGGGGUGUUCUUGGUGAUCAGAUUGUUGAAAAGAAGGCAGGCUGUGAUGAUUACCUGUCUCUCAUCUACCUGAGCAUUGAUGCUGUUACAGAAGGUAUCUCCUCUGCCACAACCCCCUUUGUUCUGCUGGGAGAUGUAUUGGACUGCCUUCCUCUUGACCAGUGUGACAAAAUAUUCUCCUUUGUUGAAGAAAAUGUCUCCACCUGGAAGUCGAACUCAUUUUACACUGCUGGGAAGAACUACUUGUUAAGGAUGUGUAAUGAUCUUUUAAGGCGCCUGUCCAAAUCUCAGAAUACAGUAUUCUGUGGGCGAAUUCAGCUUUUCCUGGCACGCCUCUUCCCUCUGUCUGAGAAAUCAGGUCUCAACCUACAGAGCCAGUUUAAUCUGGACAAUAUAACUGUAUUCAAUAAAAAUGAACAAGAAAGCACUCUCGGACAGAAGCACACAGAAGAAAAGGAAGAUUGUAUGGAGGUGGAGGAAGGAGAAAUGGGGGAGGAUGAUGCUCCACUACCCUGUUCCAUUCCAAUUGAUUACAACUUGUACAGAAAGUUCUGGACGCUGCAGGACUACUUCAGAAACCCUGUGCAGUGCUAUGAAAAAUUCUCUUGGAUGACAUUCCUUAAGUACUCAGAUGAGACCUUGGCAGUAUUCAAGAGCUACAAGUUGGAUGACAUGCAGGCCUCUAAGAGGAAGCUGGAGGAGAUGAGAACAUCAGGGGGAGAACAUGUCUACUUUGCCAAGUUCCUCACAAGUGAAAAGCUGAUGGACCUACAGCUCAGCGACAGCAACUUCAGGCGGCAUAUACUACUGCAAUACCUCAUCCUCUUCCAGUACCUGAAGGGUCAGGUCAAGUUCAAAAGUUCCACCUGUGUUCUGAAUGAUGACCAAACUACGUGGAUUGAAGAAACAACUAAACUGGUCUACCAGCUGCUGAGAGAGACCCCCCCUGAUGGAGACAAGUUUGCCACCAUGGUUGAACAUAUCCUCAACACAGAGGAGAACUGGAAUUCCUGGAAAAACGAGGGAUGCCCGAGCUUUGUAAAAGAGAGGACAGUUGAUGACAAACCUAAAAGACCCACCAGGAAAAGACAAGCACCAGAAGACUUCCUAGGAAAAGGACCAGACCGCAAGAUCUUCAUGGGAAAUGAUGAGCUGACUCGACUGUGGAACCUGAACCCAGACAAUAUGGAAGCCUGCAAGUCAGACAGCAGGUCAGUGGUUCAGAAAACAAGGGAGUUCAUGCCAUCACUAGAUGAAUUCUUCACUGAGGCCAUCGAACAGGCUGACCCUGCUAACAUGGUGGAGGAAGAGUACAAGGUUGUACGGAACCCAAACUACGGCUGGCGCGCUCUCAGACUGCUGUCCAGGAGAAGCCCACACUUCUUUCAACCAACUAAUCAGAAGUUCAAGAGCCUGGCUGACUACCUAGACAGCAUGGUCAGCAAACUGGCUAAAGAACUGCCGAAAGAUAUCCCAUCUGAAGAGAUAAAGACAGGAGAAGAGGAUGAUGACGAUAAUGGAGACAAUCUUCUCAAAGACAGCAAUGACAGUCCGAGCAUACAGAGCAAGCUGGUGACAAAUCAGCAGAUGGAUGACAUUGCAGCUAAACUGGGGGCUCAGUGGAAGAUGCUGGCUUCUCAUUUGGAGAUGAAGGCGGUAGAGUUGCGAGAGAUUGAAACAGACAGUGAAGAUGUUGACAUGCAGGCCAAACUGCUGCUUGUAGCCUGGCAGGACAGAGAGGGAACACAAGCUACUGUGGAGAACCUGACCACAGCUCUUAAUGCUGCAGGGUUCUCCCAGAUUGCAGACAGCCUCAAUGAGGCUUGAAGUAGAUAGUUCAUUACUUUCUCAGUACCUACAUUACAUUGUUGUAUCUUUUUUUUUUUUAGUACCAAAACCAAAUUAUUUUCACUGUAGAAAGUCCAAUAAAAAU
Molecule: messenger RNA, 2148 nt
Organism: Monopterus albus (swamp eel)
Lineage: Eukaryota; Metazoa; Chordata; Actinopteri; Synbranchiformes; Synbranchidae
Gene: thoc1
Product: THO complex 1
Exons: 21
Coding region: 57-2042 (661 amino acids)
Biological process (GO): signal transduction; mRNA export from nucleus
Cellular component (GO): THO complex part of transcription export complex
Molecular function (GO): protein binding
Source: RefSeq, a predicted model, not a curated record